AUGCAAGCCUUUGUUGUUCUCACCGUCGGUGUAAUUCACAAAAAAAAAUGCAUUGGAGAUUUUGUGUCUUCUGUUGAGAAUCGAACUUUUUUGUUUCAGGUCAAUCAAGAGCGAGUAAAGGAGAUCUUUGCCAAAAACUACAAAAAUCAUAUUGCCUUUGGAGUGCUAAUCUCUGUUGUUGUGGGGAUCUACUACUAUACUAUUCACGCAGUCAAACAGGAGACAUUCCUUGAAGAGAUUGAUGAAGAAAUGGCCGCUGAGCAUCCACAAACUCACGGUCAUUUGCACGUAGAGGAGAAGAAAUAG
Messenger RNA from Strongylus vulgaris, 306 nucleotides. Lineage: Eukaryota; Metazoa; Nematoda; Chromadorea; Rhabditida; Strongylidae. The record is from the annotation of a GenBank genome assembly.